This is a messenger RNA of Anopheles arabiensis, 2648 nucleotides long. RefSeq lists its product as uncharacterized. Gene Ontology annotation, biological process: DNA integration. The transcript is spliced from 2 exons. Gene Ontology annotation, molecular function: nucleic acid binding. NCBI's taxonomy places the organism in Eukaryota, Metazoa, Arthropoda, Insecta, Diptera, Culicidae. The record is from RefSeq and is a predicted model, not a curated record. The coding region runs from base 999 to 2198 and encodes 399 amino acids.
GUUUCUUGGGAGGCCAAUUCGAAUACUAUCAAAAGAGACUAAACAUGAGUCCGGGAGAUAGGACAGUGCUUCUUUGGAAAUACGACAAUGUUCGGUUGCCUUGUAACAAACAAAUUGCUCUUCGUCGUUAUGAGUGCCUGAAAAAGAAAAUGCGAAAGGACACGGCAUUAGCAGAAGCCAUUACGGAAAAAUGGGAGAUUAUGAGAGAAAGGGAUAUUUUCAACGAUUAGAAGAAUACGAGAUAGCAGAAUAUACGGGACUAUUACUUGCCAAUAUUUCCGGUAUUUGGUAUAAGGAUGUUCGGUAUAUCCAUGCACAGGGAGGGUUCGAGAUUCUAAGGACGCCUUUACAUUAUGCCUCAACAUUGAACAUGAUGAAAGCCUCUUGUCCGGUGCGAGAAUCCCAACGAAACGCGAAGUAUUGCGUACAUUAUUGCUAAUAUAUGAUCCACUUGGCCUCAUUGGCCGCUGAAAAUUCUUAAUGUUUAUAAAGAUUUUACUGUAGGAGAUCUGACGCUCAGGCUACAGCUGGGAUCAACCGAUUGAUGCAGGUUGUACGGAGAGAUGACGAAAAAGGAUACACGUUUUACCAACAAUGCAGUCCGUCAUGGUUCCACGCUGCUAUCGCCUGACAACGUCCGCUGCAACUCCAAACAUACAACUGCAUGUUUUCUGCAAUUUCGUGGACCCAGCUUCACAUGGAAAUCCGAGGACGAGUGGCCAGCAGAAUAUCCCGUAUCGCCAGGCAUAUCGGAAGAACUACGGCGUUGUGUACUUCAUCACGUUGUCACACAACCUUAUUGUAACGUUUGCUAGCUUUUCCAGGUGGACGAGACUCGUACGAUCGAUUGGGUAUGUGAUAUGGUACGAUUCAUCAACAACGCUCGGCAAUGGAUAUCUGGAUUACCGCCUACACGGGGGCCGUUGUCGCAGGAAGAUCUUGCUGCAUCUGAAUGUUUCAUAAUCAUGUAAGUUCAACUAGAAGCGUUCCCAGACGAAAUGAAGUCACUCAACCAACGAACAGAACUAGAGGAAGGGCUACGGAGACCGCAGAAGAAAGAUAGCACCCUUUAUAGAUUGUCACCAGAACUGUACGAGCAUGGCUUAUUUAGGAUGCGAGGGCGUUUGGAUAAAUGCUCACUAUCAGACGAAGCGUUACGGAGGCCUAUUAUCUUCCCAAGACGACAUCAUGUUACCGGACUAAUCCUGCACGCAUAUCAUGUGAAAUAUCGUCACUGUAAUCACCGCACGGUCAUCAACGAGGUUCACGCAAGAUACUACAUCCCGCGAGUGCUGGCGGAGUACAACAGGGUUAGGAAUUCUUGUCAGCAUUGCAAAAACUCCAAAGCUACGCCGGAUCCACCGAUGAUGGGAAGCAUACCGAAAUGUCGUACAGCGGUCGCACAACGGGCUUUUACGUAUACGGGCCUGGAUUAUUUCGGACCAAUGUACGUGGUAGUGGGACGUCGGUCGGAAAAGCGAUGGGGAGUUAUUAUCACGUGCCUAACCACCCGUGCCAUUCACCUAGAGGUAGCGCAUUCGCUUAACACGUUCUCGUGCAUCCUGACGAUACGCCGAUUCGUGGCGAGACGUGGUUCACCAAGGGAAAUCAUCAACGAUCGUGGAACAAAUUUCGUCGGAGCAUCAAGGGAGCCGAAGGAGGAUAUGUCGAAGGUAAACGUAGAUGAACUAAUGCUCCUGUUCUCCAGUUCAUCUUUUAGGUGGACGUUUAAUCCUCCAGCUGCUCCUCACUUUGGUGGAUGUUGGGAACGGCUUGUGCGAUCCGUUAAACGAGUCUUGAACGAGUUCAACCUUCCACGGCUCCCAUCGGAUGAAGUGCUGCAAUCUACGUUAGCCGAAGUGGAGAUGAUUGUUAACUCAAGGCCGUUAACAUAUGUUCCUCUCAACGAAGAGAUGGAUAGGCCCAUAACGCCGAACUAUCUUCUUCUGGGCAGCUCUGACGGUACGAAGCCCCUCGUCCCUUUCGAAGAUUCACCAGCAGCGGUAUCAUCAAUGUGGAUGACGGCGCAACGUAACGCUGACGCCUUCUGGAAGAGAUGGGUCGCAGACUACCUACGCCGCUCCAAGUGGUUUCAGCCAGUCCGACCAAUAAAGGAAGGGGACGUCGUACGUAUCGUGGACGCCAACUUGCCACGCCACAGCUGGCCAAAAGGACGUAUGUUGACAGAAAUAAAUUAAGACAGUAAGAACAAUUUUUGUAUGGAAAAACGUGCCAACUAAAAAGCACAUAUUCAAUAGUUGGCAGAGAAUCGAAGUUCAACCAUUGAGUUCGGACUGUACUACUUCACUACAUAGCUACAGGCCAUACCUUCAGUAGUUUGCAAUUUUUAUUUCGGAUGUCUCGUUCUUGGAUUAGCAGAAUUGUGAAAGAGACGAGUCUUUGCCUUAAUACAGUGUUACGUCCCUAUUUGAAGGUAUGAUACGAUUUGCUUUAGUAAUUGUUGUAUAAUAUGGUUUUUUUCCGUUCUUGUCUUGUGCUUGAAUAAAUCAAGCAAAAACGAAGUGUUUGAACACACAACCGACGUUCUCACAUUUCGACGACACGCGCGGAGUCACAGUCGCUGACGACGCAAUACGGAUGCGCGUGUGCUGAACAAGCAGAACGGACACACCGAUGUGAAGCAGAUA